Messenger RNA from Cuscuta europaea, 1342 nucleotides. The record is from the annotation of a GenBank genome assembly. NCBI's taxonomy places the organism in Eukaryota, Viridiplantae, Streptophyta, Magnoliopsida, Solanales, Convolvulaceae.
AACUACAACUUCAACUUCAAUUUGCACGCCACUAAUGUAGAUUCUGGAAGCAUUUGCCGGUUUCUUGUUCGUUUUAGGGGCUGCAGGAUUUCCCAAGGUUUUCAGGAACAUGGCAUCAUCCUCUUUGACUGCAGUCCAACAGUCAGCCCCGCCGUCGCUUGACCUUUCCUGUGACGACUUCUACUUCUCACUCGUCCCCAAUGAUGACGCUGAUCAGACUUCCCCGCCGGUUUCAGAUGCUAAAUACGCGGAGGAGUUGCAGUUCCAAGAAGCCCUGCUUUCCUCCAUAACAACCGCCGCCGCCCAACCCUCUGGUCCCCCCGAACCGCCGCUGUCAACCCUAGAAAUCAUGAAAAUGGUGACUGCCGCCGCAUUGGCUGAAGUGGAAGUCGAAGAAGUAGGAGAGAAAUGCGAAUCGUCUCAAAUGUUCUGCGAAAUUUGCACGGAGAGGAAAGAUUUGGACGAAAUGUUCAGACUUGAUGGGUGCGGCCAUAUGUUCUGCACGGUUUGUAUCAGCAGGCAUGUGGAAACGAGAGUUCAAGACAGCAUCCCUGUGGUGACAUGUCCGGGCCUGAAUUGCUCUGCCUCUCUCGAAUUCGAUUCCUGUAAGGCUUUUGUCCCUCUGGAUGUGCUAACCAGGUGGGAUUAUGUUUUGUGCCAGUCCAUCAUUCCGGCCUCGGAGAAAUUCUAUUGCCCCUACAAGAAUUGCUCUGCAAUGCUGGUGAAUGACAGCGGUGGGACGAUCAGGGAAUCGGAGUGCCCUUUCUGCAACAGGCUGUUCUGUGCUCAGUGCAACGUGCCGUGGCAUUCUGGGGUCGGGUGUGAGGAGUUUCAGAAGCUCGGUGAGGAUGAAAGAGGUAGAGAGGAUAUCAUGGUCAGGGAUAUGGCUAAGCAGAAGAGCUGGAGAAGAUGCCCUUCUUGCAAAUUCUAUGUUGAUAAGACUGAAGGGUGCUUGCAUAUUACUUGCAGGUGUAAGUUUGAAUUUUGCUAUGCCUGUGGAGCAACAUGGAGUUCAACUCAUGGGGGCUGCCAGUGAUUGCAUUCCAUUAUGCCAGUGAUUAGUUUGCCUUUUCAAUAUGCAUAGAGAUUUGAAAAUGAUACUGGUACUUUGGUAAGGGCAGAGUUGAUGGUUAAAAGAGUGAUAGAAGUUAUUUCCAAAUUACUUCCAAGUAUAACUUUAGAGUAAUUUUUAGAUAAUUUUACUGCACCAGUUUGUAAAUCCUCUCUACCCACAUCAUUAUAUGCUUUAUUUUAAUGAUGAACUUGUGUGGUCAGAUUAUUUGUCUUGUGAAAUUUGGCAUGGCAUUCUGUUGAAACAAGCUGUGUGGCAAAGGAGUCCAAG